AUGUCCAAGGUGCCGCCGCUGCUGGAGCCGCUGCUGGGCCGGCUGCCGCCCGAGGCGGCGCUGGUGGUGGUGACGAGCGUGCUGGGCGCGAGCGCCAACUGGCUCGUCCUGCGGUGGGUGUAUGCGCUCCUGGGCGGCCGGCGGCGGGAGGACGAGGGUGAGGACGGGGACGGAGUUGCCGUCGUGUUGGUGAGCUUUAUGCGGGACGAGGCGUUUUGGCGCGAGGGCGGUGCGAGGAUGGGCCUCGACCUCGACGCCCACGCCCGCGCCGGCCGCUUCGUCCUCGUCGACGGGCUCAGCGCGCUCUUUGCGCCGCGGUCGGCUGGCCCCGGUGGGGGCGGCGUGCUCGGCAGCGCCGGGCUCGACGACGUGCGGCGCGGCAUCGAGGAUGCGCUGGGCGGCGUGCGCGGCCGCGCGACGGUGCUGGUUGUUGACCAGGUCGAUGCGCUGCUUGCGGCGGCGGGGCCGGGGGAUGGGGUGACGAGUUUGGCGGUGCAGAACAUGCUGCUUUCUCUGCGCGAGCGCGUGCACGCCACCAUCCUCACCCUCGCCGCCGACGACGCGCUGCUCCAUGGGCGGCGCGGCGCCACGCGGCUGGAGCGCGAGCACGCCGCGCUGGUGCUCUCGCAGGCGCACGCGGCGCGCGCCGUCGUGGGGCUGCGGAUGCUCGACACGGGCGCCGCGCGGGACGUCAGCGGCGUGGUGCGCGUGGCGGUGCGCGCCGACGACGACGAUGAUGCGCGUCGUGGUGGUUGGGCGGCGGCGGAUGCGAUGGCGGAUGUUGAGUAUUUGUACCAUGUGGCGGGUGACGGGGCUGUCAGGGUCUUUGAGAGGGGGGCGUGA
Messenger RNA from Hirsutella rhossiliensis, 843 nucleotides. RefSeq names its product elongation complex protein 6 domain-containing protein. The transcript is spliced from 3 exons. The record is from RefSeq and is a predicted model, not a curated record. Lineage: Eukaryota; Fungi; Ascomycota; Sordariomycetes; Hypocreales; Ophiocordycipitaceae. Gene Ontology annotation, biological process: tRNA wobble uridine modification. Gene Ontology annotation, cellular component: elongator holoenzyme complex. The coding region runs from base 1 to 843 and encodes 280 amino acids.